This is a messenger RNA of Aedes albopictus (Asian tiger mosquito), 2895 nucleotides long. RefSeq lists its product as uncharacterized. Bases 485 to 2494 code for a protein of 669 amino acids. NCBI's taxonomy places the organism in Eukaryota, Metazoa, Arthropoda, Insecta, Diptera, Culicidae. The record is from RefSeq and is a predicted model, not a curated record. The transcript has 10 exons.
CCGACGAAGCUUGGGCAUUUUUCGGUACCGAUGUUCAUUCUUGCUUUCAGUUUUAUUUCAAUCAUUCGCGGCAACGGUCGAUCGCGGUCCCGAUCAGUUACUUUCUUCCCUUCGUGCACCCCAUUUGUGCUCCCAAUUCCAUAUAGCUGGACCCGCUUGUUGUCACCCACAGUUACAACCCGGUCUCAUCCUGUAGUUGGUGUUUGCCGAUAGCGAGAUCCUCUUUGCUUCGCGCUGUAUAUCGGUUUGCAAAUGAUCUGUGAUCUGGUUGUGUGCGAAAAGUGAAGACAAAAAAAAAGUUAUGAAGUGCUGAAAAAAUUAUACACAGAAAGCUAAAAAUAUCGUCGCAGCUUAUUUCUCGGACACGAAGAACCAGAGAGGCACGGUCACGUUCAACGCGAGCAACAAUAACAACAGUCAAGCGGACAUCGAACAACACUUUCUGGGAAAACUGCUAAAAGAACACAAUCGACGCAGCUGAAUCAUGACGACCACCCGGGAGAGGCGAGAGGAAUAUCACUCGAACGUGGUUCGAACACUUACCCCAUCCAGACCACUUUCGCCUGGAACGCACACGACCGAAUUCGACAGUAAUUUAGAUAACCUCCUGGAAGACCUGCAGGCCAGUGUAUCCCGCCCCGGCAGCUCACUGGGACAGCCCCUCGCCGGGGGCUACUCGACCACAACCCGUGAAGUGCAAUAUCUGCAACCGGCCAAUGUCACUACCGUGGCCCGGGAGCGCUCCGUCAGUCCCAGCUUCCAAUCGAACAAGGUAUACAAAACGGCAAAGUAUGAAUACAAAAGCAGUAGCACCACAGGUGGCGGCGGCGCCGGUGGAGCAUUUGCCGGAGGGGCCCCCAAGCCAGGCACGGAGGGCGUCAGCGAGGUAUACCAGCGCAACAUUAAUCAACUCGACACUCUGCUGAACGAUCUGGAACGGGAGCGAGAUUCUUCGUUGGAUCGAAGCCAACGAAGUCUACAUCGAGUUGAUUCUGGAUUGAAUGAGCCAGGCUCAAAAAUCAUCAAAACCACAACAACAUACUCAUCGUCCGGUGGUAAGCAACCUGUAUCUCGGGAGCUUGUUUUCGACUCCCCGGGAAGCUAUGAGGUCCGCCAAUCUCGAUCCCGCCAGCGAAGCCCGUCCUACGAGAAUGCCUCAUCCACCGUGAAGAACGUCUCCUACAGUUCCGACAGCAGCGGAAUCUACGGAGGCAUAAACCGCUCCCGCACGGUGACACCCGUCCGAUCCGAACAGUAUUACACCGAAACGAGAACAGUUUCGCCCAACUCGGACCUUGCUCCGCGGAACGUCCACUACAACGAAACGGUCAGCGUGGACACGGCUCCGGCAUCCAAGGCACUGGCCAAUAUUCCCUUGUCUGAAGGAAUUCUGCCAAGGCCAAACACGAAGGUGACCACCACUGUACGCACCUACACAUACGAACUCCCUCCGGACAGUGAGUUGAAUCAGACGUUGUCUUACCGAAACGAAUCGUUGCACCAGACAUCGAACACAGCAGUGCCAGCUGGUUAUCCUGAACGUGAUUUGUCGCCAACCCAUCAUGUCAACCCAAGCUCCAAAACCAUCUUGGUAAAAAAUGAAACCAUCAACACAUCCAACAACGUCCAGGAGUAUCCAGUACCAACAAUGCUAGAUCAUCAGCUGCCUCCUAACACCGCCAAAACGAUCUACUACAAGAAGGAUACCAAACACUCAACUACCAACUACUAUCCUGAACAUCCAACCGGUCCCGGACCACAUCCAACCAACUUCAAAGCUAUCGCUGGUCCCCCCGGUGGAGAUCACCCAUCGUAUCCACCAGGACCGAACACCUACAUCUACCGAGAAGAACGGACCAAUACAGCCAACAACCGCUACGGAUCUCCGGUCCCGUACAGUGACUAUCCGGACCGCAGCGGAAGCUACCCGAGGGAACCACACCACCCAACGACGGUGACGUACAAGUACAGUUCGACCACCACCAACGCCACCCGGAACAUUUAUCCUCCCCCGGAGGAACGAGAACCACUGCUGCAGCCAUUCCCGACCGACGGUAUCCCUCAGAACGAAAUCGAUGGAAAUCCUCCGAAGCGGGUGGAAGAUCUGAUGGCCACACUGGGAGAGAACGGACAAAUUACGUACAUGUCAAAGCACACCACUCACUCCUCCGCAAACGGCACCGGUCCGAAAAAGCUCCGCGAAGCGUCCCCGCCGAAGGUAACCGUGGUGGAGGAACCGGUUGAUAGCAAAAACGUGCCCAUUUCCUCGAAGAACGUUGCCGGCCCGCCAGUGUACUAUCCCCCGGGGCACGAGAUGUUUGCCAAGAAGGAAAGCGAAGCUGCCGCGUGGCGAGCUCAGGGAGAGUACGCCAAGGCAAGCGGAAAGUACAUGUACGAAGCGGAGAGCAAAUCCAAGACCACAUCCAAGUCCGGAGCAGCCGUUGUGCCCGUUUGUCUGCCGCUGUGCUGUGCCAUGCCCUGCAGCAUUAUGUAAUGUAAAAUGUUGAGCGUCGAGCUUUAUUUUCGUGGUAUCGCAGCAACUAGAGCCCCCAAGGUGCCCGCUCAUCGCCUGCGCCUCUUUGGAGCAGCUGACCCUGUUUACUUAAAACCGAUUAACAAGUCAACGUUAACAUUUUGUGUUUGGAAUACAACGACGGAAAAAUGUGCCAUUGUCAGUUUUAAUCUCUUUUGGAUAAACCUAACAAACCGCUGAAGAAAUCUAAACGAUAAUAGCAUUCGUUUUAAGAACUUCAUUUUAUAUUGGAUAGACAAAAGCAAUUUGUAAAAUUUCGGAACGCUUGAAGUGCCUAAAGCAACAGUGCCAAUUAACGAUAUUAUUUUGUUGUUUUCGUAUACACGCUAAUACAAUAUGCAAAUAAACAGUGAUAAAAAGUC